UCCAGGCUCCGCCCACUGCCGUCACGUGACCCGGACUCGCCUGGCAACGGGGGGAAGCGUCGCUGUGGAGUGAACUUGUGAACUCCACGCGCCGAACAAACGAGUUUUUAUGAGCUUUAAAAGCUAUUUAUUUGGUCAAACAGAGUAAAGAAUAAAAAAUAAGCGCCACUUUGGUUUUUAUUUACACUUCUUUGUGAGUGUGUGUGCAGGUGUGUACAGGUGCGAGAUGCGUGAGGCGUGAGGCGUGAGGCGUGGUCAGCGUGCUCUCCAGCACCAUGGGGAAGCUGCAGAGUAAGCUGCACCGCCGCUCUGACAUCUACAGAGCCAGAGAGGGGGCGGAGCCUACGCCACUACCCCAGGUGACGCAGUAUGAACCCGCCCACUCCGACGCUGUCAACUGUGUGACAUCGUUGAACUCUGACCUGUGUGUUUCGGGUGGGAGUGACCAGGCCGUUGUGGUUUAUGACUGGAGAGCAGGAAAAUUGUGCAGAUGUUUUCAUGGCCACAGUAAGGAGAUCACCAAGCUGGGUUGCUUGGCAGGCAGCACCUGGAUCUUCAGCGCAUCCCGUGAUAAAUCAGUGUUGAUGUGGGAUUUCACCGGCGGUCCGAACCCCAUCCAGUCAUUCUGUGGACACGAACUCGUCGUCAACGGAGUCGCCAUCAGCCCAGACGGGACGAAGCUGUGCACCGGCUCUCGCGAUAACUCCAUGUGUCUGUGGGACGUCGAGAGCGGGAAGUGCUUACACAGAAACACCAUCUCACGCAACCUGGUGACUCAUCUGUGUUGGGUUCCUGGAGGAACAUCAAUAGUCCAAACCUCAGAAGAUAAAACCAUCAGAGUGUGGGAUAGUCGGACAUGGCAGGUGACGAACACGUUUCCAGCUAAGCAGUACAUCCAGACUCACUGUGACGUGAGUGUGAACCACUACCACCUUCUGUCCAGCAGCAACGGCUUCGGGGGUCACGGCUGUGAGGCCACGCUGUGGGACCUCAGACAGCCAGGCUGUAAGGUGGUGGAGUACAGAGGACAUGUCCAGUCCACGGCGUGCUGCGUGUUCCUCCCCACGAGUAUCGGCUCGCCUGCGCUCGUCGCCUCGUCAUCACACGACAGCUCGGUCAAGAUCUGGGACCAGAACACGGCUGCGUGUUUGUUCACUCUGCCUCUAGACGGCUCAGGGCCGUUGGCGUCGUUAGCGCCGUGUGACUCCAGCACUCUCCUGUGUGCCAGCUACUACACGGGCCUCCACCAGCUGCAGCUCUCACAGGGGACGACCCCCAGCCUCAGGGAGGUGGCACGCUUCUGA
Molecule: messenger RNA, 1304 nt
Organism: Ictalurus punctatus (channel catfish)
Lineage: Eukaryota; Metazoa; Chordata; Actinopteri; Siluriformes; Ictaluridae
Gene: wdr31
Product: WD repeat domain 31
Exons: 10
Coding region: 276-1304 (342 amino acids)
Molecular function (GO): protein binding
Source: RefSeq, a predicted model, not a curated record